Messenger RNA from Gryllus bimaculatus (two-spotted cricket), 856 nucleotides. NCBI's taxonomy places the organism in Eukaryota, Metazoa, Arthropoda, Insecta, Orthoptera, Gryllidae. The record is from the annotation of a GenBank genome assembly.
AUGCGCAGGGUGGUGGAAGCGCAUCCUCCCUGUGUGGUCCGCGUGUCUCUGAGUGGUCGGGUGACGCAGGUGGAUGAGAUAGAUUCUCUGUGUGUGUUGCGUGUGUGGUUGAGCGCUCGGCAGGCGCAGGACGGAGGAGAUGCAUCCUCCCUUGGUCGGGUGGCGCAGGUGGAGGAGGUGCAGCUGCGGCAGCGGGUGGCGCGGGAGCAGCUGGACGCGGCGCAGGCGGAGGUGGCGGCGGCGAAGCAGCUGCGCCAGGAACAGCUGCAGACUGCGCAACUGCAGCGCAAGGCGGCAGAGGAGCUCCUGCAACAGCAGCAGGAGCUGCACUCCCUCAGGCUGCAGACACUGAAGCACGCGGUAGCUGCGGCUCUAUCUGAGCCUGCGGCGGAAUCCAUCAUACCAUCCGACCUGCACACGGCGAACUCCGGCAGCGACCAGGCAGCGGCGGCGGCGGCGGCGGCCACCGAGUGAACCCGUGGCCUUCCACAGCCGCUCCGAAGCCAAAACCCUUCCACCCGUGCCACCAUUCGCGUCCCGCAGCUCCGAAAUCUCGGAGGACGUGCGACCCUGGCGGUUGCCACCGCAACUGUGCGAACACCGAGCCACUCGCGAUGAACUGAAGGCAAUGAAAUCUUGGUACUGAUUCGAGUUCCUACGUGUGCAAGAAAAGAUCGAACACGCUUCAUUGAAAAUGUGUUUUACUUGAGCAAGCAGGAGAUGUGCCUAUUGUGAAAAUGUCUUUGUUUUUUGUUGUGUUUGUAGCGUUUUUUACGUUCUAAUUAUUAAUUAAAAAUUUAUUACUGUUCAUCAGUGAUUAGUGUUAACUUUAUUUCCAAAAUAAUUAUUACAUUCC